Molecule: messenger RNA, 565 nt
Organism: Mercurialis annua (annual mercury)
Lineage: Eukaryota; Viridiplantae; Streptophyta; Magnoliopsida; Malpighiales; Euphorbiaceae
Product: putative cell wall protein
Exons: 1
Coding region: 68-406 (112 amino acids)
Source: RefSeq, a predicted model, not a curated record
AACUCCCUUACUAGUUCAUCAUCACAAACCCUACCUAUCUCUGCUUUUGUUCACUCACAUACCUCCAAUGGCUUAUACAACCAAGUUUUCAGUUCUCGCUCUCCUUGUCUUGCUUGCGAUAUUCGGGCAAGCACUGGCAGGACGCCAGAUUCCUGACAAAUCCAAGGAUGUUGAUGUGAAACAGCCCGAGUUCUUGUUCAAAUCUGACCGCAGCUUCCUUAUUCCAGGCAUUGGACGGGUUCUAGUGCCUGCACACCCGUUCCUUGGAAAGACACUCCCGCACCUCGACAUUCCUACCUACGGGCCAUAUACUGGCACCAGUGGGGGGAACCUUCCAGGUGGAGAUGAUACAUUUGUCCCAAAUCCUAGCAGUGGAGGUUCUGUUGCACCACCUGCUUAUCCUUGAGAAUGCCAACUUCUUAAUAAAUAGCAGCUAGCUAGUAUCAUUGCUAGGUGCAUGCUUAUCUUUUUAGUGUGAUAUGUGUCAGUGAUUGUAGCUUGUUGUUGCAUGGAAUUCUAUUUAUAUUCUGCUAAGUUUCUGCUAUAAUAAAUUGCAUUUGAUUGA